This is a messenger RNA of Zymoseptoria tritici IPO323, 1364 nucleotides long. RefSeq lists its product as uncharacterized. The record is from RefSeq and is a predicted model, not a curated record. NCBI's taxonomy places the organism in Eukaryota, Fungi, Ascomycota, Dothideomycetes, Mycosphaerellales, Mycosphaerellaceae. Gene Ontology annotation, molecular function: protein binding. The transcript has a single exon. Gene Ontology annotation, cellular component: nucleolus; small-subunit processome. Gene Ontology annotation, biological process: maturation of SSU-rRNA from tricistronic rRNA transcript (SSU-rRNA, 5.8S rRNA, LSU-rRNA). Bases 18 to 1364 code for a protein of 448 amino acids.
CAGAACAUGGACACACGAUGAAGAUCAAAGCGCUCACACGCUCCUCGAGCUCGCACCAGGCGCCUGGUAGCGAUGUCGCUCGCCAGCCUCGAAACCUCGAUCCCGCACUACAUCCCUUCGAACGGGCAAGAGAAUACACCAGAGCAUUGAAUGCGACCAAAAUGGAGCGCAUGUUCGCUGCGCCUUUCGUUGCGCAACUAGGCAGAGGCCACGUCGAUGGAGUCUACACCCUCGCAAAGGAUCCGCAUUCUCUGGACCGAAUUGCGAGUGGAAGUGGCGAUGGAGUUCUGAAAGUCUGGGAUUUGCCCAGUCGGGAUGAAGUAUGGCAGACGCAAGCACAUGAGAAUCUGGUGAAGGGAAUGUGUUGGACACAAGACCGGAAGUUGUUGAGCUGUGGCACGGAUCGUACAGUAAAGCUCUACGACCCGUACAACUCUCCUUCCAACAGCAAGCCUGCGGCGACAUGGCUUGGUUCAAAUGCCUUCACAGCACUGAGCAUACAUCGCCACGAGCCCGCAUUUGCUGCCGCAUCUUCCUCCGCUAUCCAGCUCUACGACCUCUCUCGGCCUUCAACGACACCCACACAAACCCUGGCCUGGCCAACCAGCAUCGACACCAUUACUGCUCUAGCCUUCAACCAGUCUGAAACCUCGCUCCUAGCAUCGUGUGCCACAGAUCGUUCUCUGGUACUCUACGACCUCCGCACAUCUUCGCCUCUCCACAGAAGUAUUCUCUCCAUGUCUAGCAACAGCAUCGCAUGGAAUCCGAUUGAGCCUUUCAACCUUGCAGUCGCCAACGAAGACCACAACAUUUACAUGUUCGACAGCCGGAACCUCAGCCGAGCCUUGAACGUUCUCAAGGAUCAUGUCUCGGCCGUGAUGUGCGUCAGCUUCAGCCCAACCGGUCAGGAGCUUGUGUCUGCCUCGUACGACCGCAGCAUUCGACUCUGGACGCCAACAAAAUCUGGACACAGCAGAGACAUCUACCACACCAAGCGGAUGCAGCGUGUAUUCUCUUGCACUUUCACCGGCGACUCGAGCUAUCUCUUGUCCGGCUCAGACGAUGGUAAUAUUCGGUUAUGGCGGGCAAACGCGAGUGAUCGAAGCGGCAUUAAGUCUGCACGAGAGAGGCAGAAAAUUGAGUACGAUGAGGCGUUGAAGGAGCGAUGGAAGCACAUGCCCGAGAUUCGCAGGAUUGGUCGCCACAGACAUGUGCCCAAGGUCGUGAAGAAGGCAGGGGAGAUCAAGGGUGAGGAGUUGCGCGCGAUCAAGAGAAGAGAAGAAAACGAGCGGAAGCAUUCUAAGAAGGGUUUGCAGAAGCGCAGAAGCGAGCGGGAGAAGAUGAUUUUAGCGACCGAGCAGUAA